This is a messenger RNA of Lodderomyces theae, 564 nucleotides long. RefSeq lists its product as uncharacterized. The transcript has a single exon. Lineage: Eukaryota; Fungi; Ascomycota; Pichiomycetes; Serinales; Debaryomycetaceae. The record is from RefSeq and is a predicted model, not a curated record. The coding region runs from base 1 to 564 and encodes 187 amino acids.
AUGCGAAAAGCUUUGCUGGUUGCUUUAGCUACACCUUGGAAGAUUUUAAAGUACACGCUGAGUGGAAAGGGGGGUGGGAGAAGAGGAGGAAUUUCUAUGCAGCUAUCAUUGCAAAGAGGGAAAGAGGAGAUACAGCAAACCAAGGAGGACUCCUUUGAGUUGUUUCCUAAAGAUGAAUUGCGAAAUGUGAAAGUACUCCUAUUUGAGAAACUCACUGCUACGAAUCGUUUUGUGCAGUUGAAUCCUUCCAGUGAUAUUAUAUGCGUUGCUCUGAGGUGCUCUUGUACUCAAUUGGUGUCUGGAGUUUUAAAGAUGUUAGAAAAGAACUUCUGUUGUCACUUUAUUGCUAUCACGGAUUUUGAUUCCCAUUGGUUAUCCUCAUACAAUCGUCUUUGCCGAUUGUUGGACAAGGUGGCGUACUUAAGGUCGACUCAAGAUAAGCUGUUAACGACCAAGACACUCACAAAGUUGAGUAGACAAUUAGCGGAGUCGUUGGCUGAAGCUAAUGCCGAAGAAUCUAAUAGACUUCUCAGAAAGUAUUGCCACGAGAUCUUGGCCCCCUGA